This is a messenger RNA of Durusdinium trenchii, 1472 nucleotides long. Lineage: Eukaryota; Dinophyceae; Suessiales; Symbiodiniaceae. The record is from the annotation of a GenBank genome assembly.
AUGCCUCUGGGUACUUGCAAGAUGGAUCGAUCUGUAGUUGAUGCCCUCAGGCGGUUUGAGCAUGCUUCCAAGUUUCGUCGCGCUUGCCUUUCCGUGAUGGCAUGGUCGUUGACGCACGAAGAGCGUAAAUCAGUGGUCGAUGCCUUUUUAGAGCUGGACACCUCCCGUCGUGGCACCAUCCGGCUACACGAACUCCGGGACGUCCUGAGCGGCUUCGACAUUCCGGACCAGGAGGCAGCAGAAAUCUUCCAUGCCCUGGACAGUGGGCAUUGCGAUGAGGUGCAUUACAGCGAGUUCCUGGGUGCGAUGGUUUCUUCUCGCAUUGCGAUGCACGAUCAGAUGCUGCGUGCAGUCUUUGCCCGCUUUGAUGUCGAUGGCAAGGGCUACAUCUCCAGGGACUCCCUCCUGAAGCUCUUGGGCGAGUCUGAAGGUGAUGUGGACGAACUCCUCAAAGAGGUGGACCCCAAAGAGACUGGGAAAGUGUUUUACGAGCAGUUCGUGGCAUAUCUCCGAAGUGGCAACGCACAGGAUUUGGAGAAGGAAAGAGUUGCAUCGGUGACCCUGAUUCCGCGACAGGAUUUGGAGAAGGAAAGAGUUGCAUCUGCGGAGCUUGCAGUGCAGUCUGGACAAUCGCAGGUGGAAGUUCAGACAGCCCAGCAAGCACUUGAGGCACAGCUGCAGCACACAAAGCAGACACUCGAGGAGCUGGCAAAGGAACGAGCAAAGAGCAGCCAGCUUGAGUUGCAGCGAGACCAGUUGGAGGUGAAGCUUCAGUCGACAAGGCAAACAUCCGAGGAGUUGGAGAGGGAGCGACAGAAGCGCAGACAACUCGAGGCAAAGCUGGCGAGCAUGAAGCAAACACUCCAGGAGCUUGAACAAGUACGAACGAAUAGCAGCCAGCUCGAGACACACCGAGACCAGUUGGAGGUGCAGCUUCAAAGCAGCAAGAAAGCGCUCGAGGAUUUGGAGAAAGACAAGAUUGCAGCUGCACAGCUCCGAGCGCAGUCUGGACAAUUGCAGGUGGAAGUUCAGACAGCCCAGCAAGCGCUUGAGGCACAGCUGCAGAACACGAAGCAGACACUUGAGGAGUUGGAGAUGGAGCGACAGAAGAGCAGACAACUCGAGGCUUGGUUUGCGAGUUCUGUUGCACUAUGCCUGGAUUGGGUGUCGUUUGGCCAGGUGCAGCUGGAGAGCAUGAAGCAAGCACUUGAGGAGCAAGAUCUCAAAAGGGUUUGCAAGGAAAGCAAAGCGUGGAUGAGAAAUACCCGGGAACACGCCAGCGCACGUGAUCAAGGCAAGAGGUGUAAAGAGGCACUCGAAGCUGUGGAGCGGAAGCAGUCGGAACUCCUGGCAGAGAAGGAGAAGGAGCAGACACAAGCAGAGUGCCGCAUCGCUGAGCUGUUGGACAAAGUAAAGGAGCUUGAAGGGAGUUCGAUGGCAGACGAGGAGAAGAUCCUGGAGCCAAGCGUUCG